CUGAAGCGACCAGGCAGCAAGAGCCGCGGCGGCGGCGGCGGCGGCAGCGCUCCGGGCAGCGGCUGGGACUCGCCCUGGCGUCCGAAGAGCAGCGGUAGCAGCAACGGCGGCGGCGGCAGGCAGGGGCCAGCCAGACUUCAGCCCUUCCCCGCCAGCAUGGAGAUCGAGAAGGAGUUCCAGCGCCUGGAUCAGGAGGACAGCUGGGCCGCCAUCUACCAGGAAAUCAAACAUGAAGCCAGUGACUUUCCAUGUAAAAUAGCCAAACACCCGAAAAACAAAAAUCGCAACAGGUACAGAGAUGUCAGCCCCUUUGACCACAGCCGAAUUAAGCUGGAGCAAGGUGACAAUGAUUAUGUCAAUGCAAGUUUGAUAAAAAUGGAGGAGGCAAACAGAAGUUAUAUCCUUACACAGGGUCCACUUCCAAAUACUUGUGGUCACUUUUGGGAGAUGAUUUGGGAACAGAAAAGCCGUGGAGUUGUCAUGCUGAACAGAGUGAUGGAAAAGGGAUCAAUAAAAUGUGCACAGUAUUGGCCACAAAAAGAGGAGAAAGAAAUGUUCUUUGAAGAUACAAACUUCACAUUGACUUUAAUAUCAGAAGACGUAAAAUCCUAUUAUACAGUCCGACUAUUAGAACUGAAGAACCUCAUGACACACGAAACACGAGAAAUUCUGCAUUUUCAUUACACGACGUGGCCUGACUUUGGAGUCCCAGAAUCUCCAGCUUCAUUCCUCAACUUCCUGUUCAAAGUGAGAGAAUCGGGGUCCCUGAGUCCUCAGCAUGGUCCCAUUGUGGUGCAUUGCAGUGCUGGAAUUGGAAGAUCAGGAACUUUUUGUCUGGUUGAUACUUGUCUUCUCUUGAUGGACAAAAGGAAAGAUCCUUCUUCUGUCAACAUUAAACAGGUUCUUUUAGAAAUGAGGAACUAUCGAAUGGGGCUUAUACAAACAGCAGACCAACUUCGCUUCUCAUACUUGGCUGUUACAGAAGGAGCCAAAUUUAUUAUGGGCGAUUCUUCGGUACAAGAGCAAUGGAAAGAACUCUCUAAUGAAGAUUUGGACCCACCACCAGAACAUACUCCUCCACCUCCAAGGCCACCCAAAAGAACCUCUGAAAUGAAUAAUGGAAGGGUGCAUGGUGAUAUGGAAGUUUUAUCAAAGCAUCCAAGGGCUGAGGAAGAAAUCAAGUGUGCUGCCAGCACUUUGGAAGCCAGUGUUCUGGAUGGCAGAGCUUGUUCCUCUGAGCAGCAGGUUAUAGAGAGCACCAGUCCAGAUAUUACGCUUAGGAAGAGAACUGUUGAUGCUUCACCGUGCAAUGAUGAAAUUUUGAAGCCAGAAGAAGAGGAUGAAGAGAGCGUGAUGACAACUUGGAAACCAUUCCUGGUCAACAUCUGCAUGUUCACUGUUCUGACAGCGGGUGCAUACCUCUGUUACAGAGUGUAUUUUCAUUGAUGGACAUCACACUGGUGGUAUCAGAAUACCAGUAAUAUCCGUGGUGUUUCAUUUGUUUCUGUACAAGAAAGCUAAAAGGGCAACUAAGCCUUAUCCAAGUGAAAAGUAUGGUAUGUUAGAGAAGUUGGAACUUUGGUUAGGGUUUAAAGAGAAAGUCGAUGCACUAGGGUUUAGGAUUUAGCCCUAGGUCCCAAGAACAUUCUAAUCUCAGGGCCUUAAGAUAUUCAGGAGUAAGCAGAGAAUAUGCCAAAUAAGUCUUGUGUUUUUCAUUUUUUCCUUAUUUUUUAAAAUGGAAUAAUAAGAGUUUACAACACAUUGCUGUUUUUUUUUAAAUAUUUUAAAGCCGGGGGGGUGGGGAGGGUACUUUUGUUGUUCUUUUGGUGGUUUUUCAGAAAAAAAGGAACUAGGCACAAGUGAAAAUUGCCUAUGUUCUCCAAGCAUGAUACAUGAUCGUAUUCCUUUCAACAACCACUGUAUACACAGAUGCACACCCCUGAAGAAUGUACAGCUUUUUUUGAGAGAGAGGGAGCUUUUCACUCUUUGCCUUUCUAGGGACUGAUGGCUCAGUCUAAAGAACCACUUGUGCAUAGCCUCUUAUUAGAUUUUGAUGUUGUUCAGGAGCUCCAGUGAAUGAAUGGAGACUGGACACACUCAAUUGGAUUGCACCCUGAGUUUUUUGGCAGUGCAAAUAAUAUGGGAUCUAUUUUAUUUUUCUCAAGUAGGUUCUUGCUUCAGUAACAUGCUAUAAACGGGCACCACUUUUUCUCAGGGCAUCCCAACAGGUCAAUGCUACAAUAUUCUCCCUCCUUUUUGGACAAAAUGAGUGAUUUCUCUCCCCACUCACCAUCAGUGCUCAUUGCUAUGUUGUCAAUCAUCUCUUGCACUCUUUUAUUUCUGUGUACAUGCCCAUUGUAUUGCACGAUCAACUUCCUAAAAAAAAUAUUUUGACUUUGUAUAUAGUUUCCUAUCCUCAUGGAGAAGGGGAAGGGAAAUGUAAGCAGAAUGUCCACCAGCAUUUAUAUCAGAUACUUGCUUUAGAAAAGGACCAGUGUGUUAGCUUUGUCAGUCUAUGGAAUGUAAAAUGCAAUCUCAUUCUAGACUUACCAUGUGAAGAAUGUCCUAUGCCGUAUACAGAAUAGAAGAGGAACCAUUUUAAAAUCAUCAUCGUCACUCUCUUAACACACAUGCAACCCUUCUUAGGCUAAAGAUCCAGUGCAGUGUUUCUCAGCAAAACCUCAGUGCUGGGCCAGCUCUUCUCUCAAUCUUUUCAUGUUAUAAACCACUGUGUUGAUGAUUUUCAGUGUUGUUUUUAGAACAAAGAUUCCAAGAUUAGUUUUUAUUUGGCUUAAAGAUCAUGCUGUUUAGGAGCCAGGUUUAAGGCUGUAAUCUUACGCAUCCUAGAAUGAACUCCAUAGUUCUGACUGUUAAUUCAGAUGUGUAAAGAUUGGUUGCUUUAUCCGUGAGCUUUCUACUUCUGCUGAAGAGGAGGUUUGUACCCUAACUCAGAACAAAUCCUUUGUUCCAUAUGAAGUUGAAGAGAGAAUUUGUUUGUAUUUUAUUUUAUUAUUUUAGGUACAGCUAAGCUUGAUUGAGUAUAGCUGCUAAGAAAAGAGUAAAAGUUGACCAAUCAUAAAUAUUGUUCAUAAAUGUUACAACUGGGGUAGUAUGCUGAAGUUGAUAAUCCCCCCCCCCUUCCACUCUUUAUAAGCAAUAUAAAUAACAAAAGAGAACCUUGUACAGCAGAGAAAGAGUACUGAAGUUGCAGCUGUUCCAUUAACAAAAUGACACCCAGUCUACAGUGCAAGUUAUUUGGAAAUUCUAUAUUCUACCUAUAUAGCACUUAACUGUCAUCUCUUUUUAAAAAUCUGUCAUUGUAUCAGGGUUCUCACUCCAUAUUUAUUUUACUCCUCAAUUCUGACCAAAGUUAGCUUUUUCUUCUUUAAGCAAAUGAGAUGUUAAAGAAAGGUCUUGGAGAAGGGGAAUGGAAGAAAAGGUGGAGUUGAAAGAACAAUUUCAAAAUGAGGCUAGUAUCAAGGGUUUUUUUUCAAAAUGACAAUAAUACAUUCAUAGGUAGUCCUGGAAAACUUACACCCUUACCUGUGAGAAAGAGGAAUUUUGUUAAGCAGUCAAUACUAAGUAAUAAUAUUGGAAACAUGAAAAUAUUGACAUGACUAUAGAAAAUGGCAUAAUAUAUAAUAGCUCAUCUAUGUAUUUUGCUACUCAAUAUGUGAUUGCUUUGUCCCUUCCACGUUCCGUCAUCCAGUAGAAUAUUAUUCAGACGCAUUUGUAUCACAUUUUUAUUCAAAUGCAUGUAUAAAGUCUCCUAAAAGUGUCCUGAUUGAAAUCCAUGUGCUUAAAGGGUGAACAUAAUUUUUAUAUUUCUGCUUUCUGAUGUGCCCAAUUAUACUUGCAUGAUCUGAUUAUUUAAAUGGCUGUGAUUCCAAGGGUGUUGCUGAAGUGUUUUCAUUCAGCUCAAAGAUUGGUAGGUGUGUAUGUUCUCUUUAAAAAGAAGCCUGGUUGCCUGUAUCUUGCCUAUUAUUUGGCAGUUUUUCUAUGUACACCAUCUAAACCAGUUGUAUAGCACUCAUUUCAACCAAGUAACUAUAGUACAAACAUUCCAGAGUGUGUACAAAGCCAUAUUCACACCUCUCCCUCUCUCACACACGCACCCUGGUUUUCUAUGGCAAAUUGCUGAAACGUGAAGUGCCAAGACAGGGGCAUUCAGCAAGAUGGGUCAAAAAUGUCAAGAUGGCAGCCAUAACCAAUUGAAGGCCCAACCCCCUUUUGAUGUGUGUGACACAUAAAAAAGAGGGAGGGAGGUUCAACCAUAUGGGUGCAGGUACCAUCUUAACCAUUUUUAUUCCCCAGAGACGUCCCUAUGCCAAGAUACAUUAAAUUGACUUCUGAUAGUCUGAAGGAAACAGUUACAUUGAUCGCUGGAAUAAAACUAGAAUUGAAAAUCUGUUAUUUUCAUUAAAAAUAAAGGGAUUUUGGGUUUUUUUUUUUAAAAAAACAAUUCUUUGAUGAAAGAAUUGCAUUAUCUCUUCCACAACGACAUGGUCAACUUCAGAAUGUAUCUCCACAGCAACGUGAUUGUACUAUAUUUAAUCUGUCAGGGAGAACUAAAUUUAUUUUUUGUUGUUGUCCCAAGACAGCCAAGAAAUCUCCUUCUGAUUACCAUGUUCCUCUCCAGUCUGCCAGCAUCACUAUUUGCCUUGAUAAUUUUGAACAAAAGAAGUGCUGUAUCCAAUCAAAUAUUUUUUAUGGUCAUAGACCAGCAUAAGAAGGGUGGAAUAGAAGUGCUGUAAGAAAUACAGUAGAAAGCCCCGAUAGAGCUCAGCGAGGUGUGGAUACGGCUUGUCAUGCUGAACUGUAAGCAUUUUGUUUUGAUGUCCUUGUACAUGUAAUGUAGUAGUUUGGGGUGUGUAUAUAUACAGUAGCAUUUCAAAGUGGAUGUAUUGGUUAACCUAUUCUCGGGCGGGGUUAGGGAGGGGGAAGGAAAAGAAAUAUCCAUGUUUAAACUUGUUAGAAAGUUAGUGAGCUGCUCUGCUAUAUGCCUUAAGCAAAAUAUUUACUCAUCAGGUCUUUCUUUUUUUUACCAAUUGCCAUAGAAGACUUUUUUAAGAAAAAGAAAUAAAAUAAAA
This is a messenger RNA of Pseudonaja textilis, 5090 nucleotides long. RefSeq names its product protein tyrosine phosphatase non-receptor type 1 (gene PTPN1). Gene Ontology annotation, biological process: negative regulation of PERK-mediated unfolded protein response; peptidyl-tyrosine dephosphorylation; negative regulation of ERK1 and ERK2 cascade. Gene Ontology annotation, cellular component: early endosome; endoplasmic reticulum; cytoplasm. The record is from RefSeq and is a predicted model, not a curated record. NCBI's taxonomy places the organism in Eukaryota, Metazoa, Chordata, Lepidosauria, Squamata, Elapidae. Gene Ontology annotation, molecular function: protein kinase binding; non-membrane spanning protein tyrosine phosphatase activity.